Molecule: messenger RNA, 2198 nt
Organism: Gastrolobium bilobum
Lineage: Eukaryota; Viridiplantae; Streptophyta; Magnoliopsida; Fabales; Fabaceae
Product: histone-lysine N-methyltransferase family member SUVH9-like
Exons: 2
Coding region: 35-2002 (655 amino acids)
Cellular component (GO): nucleus
Molecular function (GO): histone methyltransferase activity; zinc ion binding; protein binding
Source: RefSeq, a predicted model, not a curated record
AUCUAAACACUACGUAGCAAGAUUUUCACGCUUAAUGGAUUCUUUCCUCUCCACUGAAAAAUCUCUCCCACCGCCCGGAAUCCCCAACCCCGCCGGUUCUUCCGCCACCGUUACCGCCACAAUCCAAACCCCAAUACUCACCCCCAAGCUCGAACCUUUCGACGAAUGGCUCGCCACCCAAAUCUCACAAGAACCCCACCAAUCCAAGCUCUCAAAUGGGUCUCUCAACCUCAACAUCUUCAGUGAAGAAACCCUAGGUGGGUCCGCAGGGGAUAACAGCAACAACAAUGGCAACGGAAGCGGCAACUUGUACUCUGAGUUUGACCGAGUCUCGAAGCAAUUCCUGAACGACGUCAUUUCGGACCCGGAUUCGAAGGCAAUCGUGCCGGUAUCGGUGCCGGAGAAUAACAUUUCUCCGCCGCCGCCGGCGCGGCGGCGGUGGAAGGAGCUGGUGAGGAUGGUGGAUUUCGGGAUGAAGGAGAUGCGAAAUUUUCGGUCUGAGAUUCGGAGGACGAGGAUGACAUACGACGCGCUGCGCGUGAUGAUGUCAGUGGAGGAUGAGAGGAAGGUGGUGGAUUCUGGGAGGAAGAGGAGUGAUUUGAAGGCUUCUAAACUGAUGAGGAGGAGUGGUUUGUGUCUGAAUCGUGAUAAGAGGAUUGUGGGUGCAAUACCUGGUAUUUGCAUUGGUGAUGUGUUCCUUUAUAGGAUGGAAUUGUAUGUGGUUGGGUUGCACGGUCAGCCACAAGCUGGGAUUGAUUAUCUUCCCUCUCGCAUGAGUUCAAAUGGUGAACCAAUUGCUACAAGUGUUAUAGUCUCUGGUGGGUACGAGGAUGAUUUGGAUAAAGAUGAUGUUAUCAUCUAUUCGGGUCAUGGAGGCCAAGAUAAGCAUUCAAAGCAGGUUUUUGAUCAGAAGUUGGAAGGAGGGAACCUUGCAAUGGAGAGAAGCAUGCGCUAUGGGAUUGAAGUGAGGGUCAUUCGAGGGGUUCGGUUUGAGGGAACAACCUCAACUUCAGGUAAGGUGUAUGUAUAUGAUGGCUUAUAUAGAAUCCUUGAAUGCUGGUUUGAUGUUGGUAAGUCUGGGUUUGGUGUAUAUAAGUAUAAGCUAGUGAGGAUUGAUGGACAGGCUAAGAUGGGUAGUACAGUUAUGACAGACGCUGAUAGGCUUAGGAAAGAUCCAUUGAGUAUUAAACCCAUGUGUUGUUUUUCUCUUGAUCUUUCGAGCGGGAUGGAGAAGUUUCCCGUUCGUGUUUUUAAUGAUAUAGACCGAGCUCAUGACCCUCUUCGUUAUGAGUAUCUUACUAAGACCAAUUUUCCGCAGUUUGUGUUUCAUCAAACUGGGAGAUCUGCGGGUUGUGAGUGUGUAGAUGGUUGUGUUGAUGGAUGCUUUUGUGCUUUGAAGAAUGGAGGCGAGUUUCCUUAUACUCAAAGUGGGGUUCUCGUGAGAGGGAAGCCUGUAAUUUUUGAAUGUGGCCCUUUUUGCCAAUGUCCUCCUCAUUGUCGGAAUCGUGUCACACAAAAGGGGCUGAAAAAUAGGUUGGAAGUGUUUAGAUCUAGGGAAACUGGAUGGGGAGUUAGGUCCUUGGACCUUAUUCAAGCGGGUGCUUUUAUCUGUGAGUUCACAGGGGUUGUUCUGACCAGGGAGCAAGCACAAGUUUUGUCAAUGAAUGGUGAUUCGUUGGUAUAUCCAAAUCGGUUUUCUAAUAGGUGGGAAGAAUGGGGGAAUUUAUCUCUGAUAGAUCCCAAUUAUGUUCGUCCAUCAUAUCCAUCAAUUCCUCCUUUAGAUUUCGCUAUGGAUGUGUCCGGAAUGAGGAAUGUUGCUUGCUAUAUGAGUCAUAGUUCAAGUCCGAAUGUGUUGGUUCAGUUUGUUCUGUAUGAUCACAAUAAUUUGAUGUUCCCUCGCCUUAUGCUAUUUGCAAUGGAGAACAUCCCUCCAAUGAGAGAGCUCAGCCUUGAUUAUGGGGUAGCUGAUGAGUGGACAGGCAAGCUCUCUAUAUGUAACUGAAGGAUUUUGAAAGGUUUGGUACACUUUAUGAGAUGCUGAAGCUGAGUUUUGGGCAUUGUUCACUGAGGAUAGCGUGACUUCCAGAAGGUUUCAACCUAACCAAUUUACGGGGAACAGUGUAAUUGCAUAUAUUGAUAUAAUGUCUCUAUUAUAUUGUACUGAUUUUAUCUACUUCUAGGUAGUUAAUACAUGGCGC